Coccomyxa subellipsoidea C-169 is the source of this 3073-nucleotide messenger RNA. RefSeq lists its product as hypothetical. The record is from RefSeq and is a predicted model, not a curated record. Lineage: Eukaryota; Viridiplantae; Chlorophyta; Trebouxiophyceae; Coccomyxaceae. The transcript is spliced from 14 exons. Bases 95 to 1867 code for a protein of 590 amino acids.
AGACAUCUUGCUCGUUUGGCAACGGCCUGCUGUCAACCCCGGGCAGAAAGUGGACACAUCGAUCUCCAAGGCGGGCCGAGUGCAGGCAAUCAACAUGGACGAGGAGCUGAGGAAGCUACGCCAGGAUGUGGCUGUCGACUUGUCACCAUCCAGUCCGGCCGUUAUUCCGGCAAUUCCAGAGAAUAAGUCGCCAAUCAACGAGCAAGAUAGGAAAAGUGAGGAGGACAGGGGCAACCCGAACACCCCUGCUUCAAGAGCUUCCAACGAGUUCCAUGAAUGGGAGAUGCUCAGCAGGCACUCAGCCCCCAACUCCCCAAGAUCAUCUACGAAAGGACACUUUGAGGAUGACUCCAAGAUUGAGGUUGCGCCGCUGGCGCCAAGUGAAGACAAGGGACCCCAGGGGCCAGAUGAGCUGAGCGGCGAGAGUUCAGGCCCUGAAGGAUCUCCUGUGGAGGAGUUGCCUUGCUCCAAAGUGGCCAUGCAAGAUGUGGAGGAUGAUGUUGUCCUGCCCCAAGCUCAAGACGCCGCUGCUGAUCCCGCCGAUGUGGCCGAACCCUCCGAUGCCAUUGAGCAGACAGGCGAGCAUGCCAGCCCAGUGAAAGAGGCAGAUGCUGAGGCCGAGCCUGAAGACCACCAAGACAUGCCCGUGGAGGCAAAGGAGGAGCCCAGCCCUCCUGACAGCCCGCACCUGCGCUCCGGCACAUCCUCAUUCAGCCACAUCAGCAGCCCUGCCUCCUACCAUUUUGGCAACAGCGACGACGAGGGAUCUGACUCGGACAGCAGCCAGUGGACCUCCGACGGAGAGGAGGUGGCAAGCAAGGGGCAGGGCAGCCGGGCGGCGCGGUCGGAGGCAGACAGCGAGGAGGCGAUCCAGGACGUUGUGGCAGUCAGCCAGGAGGGCAGCCUGGGCAGCCUCUCCGACAGCGACGCCGGCUUCCGCCGCCUCUCGCGCGCCACCUCUGCCCGCUCUGCCCCCUCCUCCGGGGGUGCAAGUCUGGUGGGCGGCUCUGGCUCAUUCUCCUUCCCAGAGGUGGCCGCUCUGGCGCUGGACCUGGCCUCUCUGGGCUCCGUGUCACCGCAGUCCCCGCGCUCUGCCUCAUCCCUGCAGGGCAGCGUGACCAGCUCUGAUGGCACAGAAGUGGCCGCCGAAGCACCUGACACCGCUUCUGACGAGGCCAAGGCCGCGGCCGAUGCUGCCCUGAGGGCGGCUCAAGACAUAACUGCAGCGGUGGCUGCCGAGUUUGGGGAGGACCGCGCAGAACCUGUUGAUGACGUGGCUGACACAGACACUGCCGUCCGCAAGGAGGUCCCUGCGUUUGAGGAGGGGUACCCAAAGAAGCCCCGGCGCGGCGACGUGAUGGGCGCGCUGCGAGCUGGCAUGGACAAGCUGGCGGCCGCCACUCAGAGCACGCUGCAGUCCAUCGGCUCCACCAACGCCAUCCAGCGCUUCUGGGUCUGCCUGCAGGAGUGGGCGUCUGCGCUGAUGGCGUGCCUGCCGGCAGCGGAGAGGGCGCGCGCUCGGCUGCAGGUGGAGCUGGCGCGCAUGCGUGCCCGGACUCGCUCCAUCGGCUGGUCCCAGAUCGCGCUGGCCGCCAGCCUCGGCAUCAUGGCUGUGGUGGCCGGCUGCGCGCUGGUGAAGAACGCCGCUCUGCACCGCGCCCUGCGCCGCAAGGACAACGAAAUGAACCAGCUCAUCCUCAUGGUUUUCAAUCUCCAGGAGAGCCUGCAGGGAGCGACGCGGGCUUCGCGCGUGCCCAUAGUGCGCCACGCGUGCGCUGUGUCAUCCUUCUCGCCGCUGGGCCACAUCCAGCCGGCCAACAUCGUCUCCUUUGAGGCCCUGAGCGCCACCAAGGCUAUCUACUGCUGAGCCAUCAGCAGGCAGCUCAGGAGGGGCUGCUUCUGGCAAGAAAGGAUGAGAGGUCAUAGGAAAAGUAAAGUGUACUUGUUGCCUCUGCUUUCCCAAGAGUGAGCAGAAGGAAAACUGCUGAUCCAGCGGUGCAUUUGACAAUGGGCUGGUUUUGUCGGCCCACAUAUGAAAAGGAAGGAAUCUGUACAUCAUGUGACAUAAUGUGUUCCUGGACGUUGAGGAAGCGUGGUCCUCACGGAUACUGUGCUCUGGGGCAAGGAGCCAGCCGUUAAUUGUUCUUGGCCAUUGUACAUUGUGGGGAUCACAUAGGGAAGGCCUUGAUGGCCAGAGAAAUUAGCAUUCACCUUCUGGCAAAAAUUGUUGGCAUUUUAUUGCCCUUCUCGGUUCUGGAGGUUAUCUGCCAGUAAGCAAGAUAUUACAAGCGUCUGUCGCCCCAAGAAUUACUCGGCAUCUGCUGAAGAUCCAUGCGAUACUUUGAUGUUUCUGGUUGUGACAAUUCUACUUGUCAAGUAGUACUUGUACCUAAGCCUGGACGCUACUUGUGGGCCCUUUUUGUGGACUCAGCAGGACUGUCCUGAUGUACCAACUCAAACACAGCUUGGAAGGCACAGCAACGCCUGCAAUGCCAUACAAUCAAGAUAUACUCGAAAUGUAGUAAUUGUUGAACAGCACCAUAAUAUAUCGAUUGCAAAAUUGGCAGUACACUUAUGUUGGAUCAGUGCACUGGGCUUCGGCUGAAUGUCUGUUGUGGGAUAAGGAGUGGGGUGUACAUUGUGUGAGCGCUCAGAUGGGCUCAUGAUUGCAGGGUGUACAGUAGAGGAAUUGAGAGAAGCGCCUGCCUUCAUGGGAACAGAAAUACCUGGUGCAUCUUUUUUGUGGGUCUUGCAUGUCAUGUGGCUGGGUGUGGUUCCAAGGAGCAUGCAUUCUUGGCUUCUGUCCAGGACUUGCAAGCUUGGCACUCUCUUCUGCGCAGAUGACAAUGCGGGUACUUGCUGUCUUGCAAGUGAUUAAUGAAUGCAAGGGGGAAGAUCCCUCAGUCGACUGUGAUUUAUUGAGAUAGACUUGUACUGUCCAAUCUGCAGCUGACUGCAUGGCAACACAUAGCAGGUGUAUUAAAAGGGAGCAGUUCCAGGCAAUUCACAUGAUGAUAUAUGGCGCUGAUGCAGAAUAUUGGGCACAGAUGCAUGUAAUAGUAUUGGUCAGUCU